GCAAGCGAGCGAGCGAGCGACUACCAGCACUAACAACACCUGUAACAUAACACUAUCUUCACCCCUAUUUAAAAAAUCUCCCUUAAGUACAACACUAUCUUGCUCCCCAUAACAUAAAGCAUAAGCCCUAUCUUGCUCCUGCUCCCCUGUGCCAGACGCAUAGCACUAUCUUCAACCAAACAUCUCUUUUAAGGGCGACACUCCCAAUCUCCACAGUAUGAAGGCAGUGGUUAUGGUGGUGGCGGUGAUGGCGGCGGUGGCGAUGGCGGCUCCCCAGGGCAUAGACCAGCUACUUGGCGGCCAACAAGUGGGAGCGAACCUGGAACAAUCAUUCCCUCCUCGCCCGUACACAUUCCAGUUCAACAUCGCAGACGAGGUGGAAGGGGUCAGGUUUGCACAGGUGGGACAAGGGGACGAACAGGGCAACGUGCAAGGGUCAUACUCCUACGUCAGACCCGAUGGCGUCCUCGUCACUGUCACGUACAUAGCGGAUAAAAAUGGCUUCCACCCUGAGAUCAUUGAGGAACCAGCACCCCACUUCGAGAAAAACCCGUUAGGAACCUCCAAGCAUUCCGUGUUGCUCCCCUUCGCUGAGGAGUUUGUCAUCGAGGUCACUGGUGAUCAGCUGAAGGGAUACCGCGAGCAGGCCGCCGCCCAGCAAGCCCAGCAGAUACAGUUAGGACAGCAGAGGCCUAACUAAUACCCCCGCCCCCCUCAAGGCAAGCACAACACAGAAGCGUCCUACUUCACCCUCAAGCACAGCAGAGACCUACUCAAGCCCACAUGCAGCAACAUAGCACAGCAGAGACCUACUCAAGCCCACAUGCAGCAACAUAGCAAUAUUCUAGCUGACCAGGUGGCCAAUGAAGCACAACAGAACAAGAGCAACCUGCCACAGCUCCCGAAGAUGUCACGAAAAUCCUUCUUUAAUCUAGACAUACUUGUUAAAUCAGGACAUACUCGUUAAAUGUGGACAUACUUGUUAAAUCGGGACAUGCUCGUUAUAUCGGGGCAUACUCGUUCAUCUUACUCUCCACGUAUCAAUUAAUGUGUUUUCUCCUGUCUGAGGGUUGGAGACCAAGACCCACUUCUCAAUAA
This is a messenger RNA of Homarus americanus (American lobster), 1098 nucleotides long. Its product is annotated as cuticle protein CP14.6-like. Gene Ontology annotation, cellular component: chitin-based extracellular matrix. Lineage: Eukaryota; Metazoa; Arthropoda; Malacostraca; Decapoda; Nephropidae. Gene Ontology annotation, molecular function: structural constituent of chitin-based larval cuticle. The transcript has 4 exons. The record is from RefSeq and is a predicted model, not a curated record. The coding region runs from base 218 to 700 and encodes 160 amino acids.